This is a messenger RNA of Pseudophryne corroboree (corroboree frog), 5653 nucleotides long. RefSeq names its product sperm flagellar 2 (gene SPEF2). Bases 14 to 5479 code for a protein of 1821 amino acids. The transcript is spliced from 36 exons. Gene Ontology annotation, cellular component: sperm midpiece; manchette. The record is from RefSeq and is a predicted model, not a curated record. NCBI's taxonomy places the organism in Eukaryota, Metazoa, Chordata, Amphibia, Anura, Myobatrachidae. Gene Ontology annotation, molecular function: protein binding. Gene Ontology annotation, biological process: sperm axoneme assembly.
UACGUGCGCCAAGAUGUCCCUCCUUCGUCUACUUCAAUGUUGGGAGGUAUGUCUUUACGGCGACGAGGGGACGGGGCUACACGGAAAAGGCUGCCUGAGAGGGACAGGACUGAUUGAAGUACUCACUCUGCUGCUUCAGCUAACCAUCACCAGCUUUGCAGAGAUGCCUGGAGCUGCAGGGAGAUGCGACAAUGGGCCUUGUGCACUGAUGGACAUUUGGAUGUGUCAUGUGACCAGGAAGUGCACUGUAGUCAGAGCUCAGUCAGCAGCAGCAAAAGAAGACACAGGGGAUGCAGAACCAAAGAGCUUUGCCAGGGAGUUUUCCACAGGCUAUCUCAUUGGUGAAGUGUUAUACAAAUACCAACUACAGAAUGACUUCAGCCAGUUCUCACAAAGCAGGGUGUCCAACUCCAAACUGAACAACUUUACUCGCGUGGAGCCCACCCUACAACUCUUGGGCAUCCCUUUUGACCAGAAUGCGGCCCAGAAUAUUAUGUGCGAGCAGCACGGAGCCGCCACUCGGCUGCUGUAUCAGCUGUACAUCGCACUACAGAGGAAGAAGAAAGCUGGGCUGACGGGGGUAGCUUUGGAGACUUUAAGACCAGCAGCCCCAGCAAAGCUUCAAAGCAUCGGAACUGAAAUCUAUAAAGACCGUAUAAAGACAUUGGUCCCACGCCAGAGCCACAUAAAUCUGCAGCAAGUGACGGAACAAUUUGAUUUGAAAGCCAAAGAGAUGGAUGAAAAGAUUGCCCAAAUCCAGAAUGAUGAGCUAAAGAAAAUCCAAAUGAUUCAGCAGGAAUUACGGCUGCAGGAUAUAGAGAAGCUUCGUUAUGCGAGAAGAAAACAAAAUGAAAUAAUGGCCAGAAUUCAGGCGGCCAUCGUGCAGAUUCCCAAGCCGCCACAAAACCGCACCUUAAAGGCCAUCGAGGCAAAAAAGAUUCUAAAAAAGAAGAAAGAAGCAGAAGCGGUUUACAAUGAAAUAUCAAAAUUUGAAAAAUCAGUGAGAAAGGAUGGGCUGAGUAAUAACGUCACACCAAACGGGAGGAGUCCAAUACUACAGAGAAUAAGAUCAACAGGUAGCAUCAAAUCACCUCUCUUACACCUGCAUUCUGCUGAUGAUUAUGUGAGAAAAAUCCAGAAGAGGUUAGAGGAGGAUACGGUGGCACGCGAGCAACGGGAGAAGAGACGGCGGAGAAUCCUGAUGGAUCAGCUUAUCGCUCAUGAGUCACAAGAGGAGGCUUUUCAGGAGGAACAGCUUAUCACCCGUUUGAUGAGACAGUCCCAGCAGGAGCGCAGAAUCGCCGUACAGCUCAUGCAGGCUCGACAUGAGAAGGAGGUUUUGCAGCAGAACAGGAUUUUCCGAGAGAAGCAGUAUGAGGAGAGGCGGGAGAGGGAGUUCCAGGAUGCGCUAGACAGAGAAGCGGCCCUACAGAAACAAGCCAGGCUGGACCAUGAGGAGCAGAUGCGGAAAAUCCUGGAACUCUAUGACCAGCUAUCAGCAGAAAGGGCAGAGGCACGAUACAAGAAACAUUACUACAUCUGCCAAGGGAUAAUGAGCCAGAUUGUCGAUCUCGUUACAAAAAUUGGGGAAUACCGAGAACUAACCGAUAGGCUAAUACCUAAUACAUUAAUGAGAGAAUGGAAAGAGAUCUAUUUUACUGGAUUGCCUCUGUAUGAAGAAGCUUUGAUAGACCCUCUACCUUCUGAGCCAACUCCGGAACAACUAGUGGAACUAGAGAAAGAGAGUCUCUUAGAUGAGAAAGAAUAUGAAGAAUACAAGAACAUGUCGGGAGAUUGGAUUUCGUCGGAUGAUGUUGGGGUUAAAGCACCUGCAGCAAAUAAUAAUAUAUUGGGCCAUGUGGUUCACAGACUGUUGGAAAUUGUCGAUCCUACCCCAGCACCCACACCGCCACCUGUGUUUCCUCCAUUCCCCAUUAAAGGCUGUGUUCUUGGAAAGAUCUACUCUGGGAAGAGCACCUGCCUGAGGCAUUUGGCACAGGCUUACAGCACCCGGGUGCUCUCUGUGGACACACUAGUGCAGGACUCUAUACAAGCCUAUCAAGAAGCCCGUAUGUCUACAACUGAUCAGAAGGAAGCCGAUGAAAACACGCUAUCGGCACAGGCGCACCUUGGCAUGAUGGCGGAGAAACAUUUGAAAAGAGGAAAGGCCGUACCAGAUGAGCUGCUUGUGGAUAUACUUGUUGAGGCAAUUAAUUGUGUCCCGGCAAACACAGGAUGGAUCAUGGACGGCUUCCCGGCUACUCUAAAUCAGGCUAAGUUACUUGAGAAAGCGCUUACAGGAGCGGACUCAGAGAAAAUGGCAGCAAGAAGCAAGAAAAGCAAGACGUCACAUUUACUGAGAGAUUCCGGUGCACCGCAGGACCCUCCUCCGCAAUCUCCUGCUUUCGACUUUGCUGUCUUAAUAGACGUUUCAGAUAAUGUAGUAUUACAGCGUGCGGCUGGAUUAUAUGGUGGAGUAAAUCCAUUGAUGACUCAGGGAGAUGACCCUGACAAUGCAGCAGUGGGAGAUCAUGACCAAACCAUACACCAAAUACAGCACAGAAUAACAGGUUUCCUCGACAGCUGGCACAAACUGGAGAUGUGGUUUUCGGUGCAGCAGAAUAUUUUAGUGAAAGUAGAUGGGGAAGUGGCGGAAGACAUCUUGUGCAAGGAAAUAGAACAAGUAUUCUUAACUACUGUCUAUAAUAAGGAAAAUAAAGGUAAAGAGACUGAGAAGAAAGAGGAGAUACCACCACCGCCACCAGUCAUACCCUCACCUCCACCUCCCGCUCCUUCUCCUCCUCCUCCUCCAGACUCCACCAAGGACCUUCAACGGCCACCUCAGGACAAACAGGCGUCUGCAAAAAAAGGAAGGAAACAGUCCCAAUCGCCCAAAGAUACUUCUGUAGAUAAGAAAGAGAAAAAAGAUACACCACGGGGGAAAGAUUCAGAAUCAAGAACUCCAAAAUCAGGAUCUCCAAGAGGGCGAUCUCCAGGAAAGAAGUCCAAGUCAGCUACUCCUGAACCACCUGUUCCCACUCCGGUUGGUCCUCCUCCCAUUCAGCCAGGAUCUGCUGAGUGGGUGUACGUCAGUGAGCCACUCCCACCAGAAAUUCCAGAGUUCCUAGUACCUUAUUGGCAGACCAUAGAAAAGACAUACGUAACUGCCAUCAAAGCCGGACUACGGAGUAUGAGAAAAGAACGGUUCAUUGUAAUCCAUUAUCUAUAUGAUAUCAGAGGUAAAUUUAAGCAUUACUUGCAGCGCCCAGACCACAAGCAGGAGUUUGUCUCUCAGUGGCAGUCUGACUUCAGUUCUGUGCCGGAGGACAUGUGGGAAGACGAAGAGACGAAAGCGGAAUGGCACCAAAGGCUGGAUGAUCUCAGAGACCGUCUGUGGGACAUCUGUGACAACCGGAAGGAAGAAGCGGAGCAGGAGCGUUCCGAUAUCAUGAAUGAAGGGUGGCUGCAGGAUCACUUGGGGAUACUGAUGAACCAUUGCUUCUCACUCAUGCAGGUGGAAGUGGAUCGUUUUCAAGACACAGUGAGGUUUCUUCAUGACUAUUAUGAAGGAAUGGAGAAGAGAGUUCCAUCUGAGAGUAGACAGGAGUUUGCUCGCAUCCCACUCCUGGACAUUUCGUAUUCCAGCCACCCAGAGGAACCUGACAAGCCCAAAAGGAUUCCUCUUGUUCCUCGAAGACAUCAAUCCCCAGAGCCAAACCCAGGGAAGCAGAAAGGUAAACCAGCGACACUGAAGGGAAAGGAGGAUCCCUCCGUGGAGUAUAAAGGACAGAUCCCCGAAGCUGAUCAGAAGCUCAUUCAUGACACAUGGCAAACAGCCCUCUCAGCAGUCACAGCUAUGUUGGCACAUGAGAAACUGACACUAGAGGCAGAAGACGAGAAAGAACAACAGCUAAUGGAAAUGAAGGAGAAAGAGAGAGCUAAAGGCUCCCAAACUGCUUCCAGAGGCAGCGAGAAGGGGGCAAAAAAGAAGCCUCCAAAGUCACCAAAUAGGAAAAAAGGAGGAAAGUCCCCUGGGCCUGUAGCCCCCACACCUACUCCCACAGCCUCAGAAGACAACACAGAGCUGCAGAGACAGCAGGAACUAAGAAUGAAGAUGAAGCAGGAAUAUUGUGCAGCUCUGGAAUGUGAAGAGGCAUCUGUGAUCUCCCGACUUGAACUGAUAAAAGUAAAAGCCAUAGAGGUAUGCCAGGAGAUAGCAGCCAAAUCAGAGCAGGCUUAUAAGGACAUGGAUAAGUGGCUGGGAUUAAGGUUCCUAGCGGAGAUGUCAAGUAUCGAUAAGCUGAUUCAAAUUGCUCGUCACCACAUUGAAACAAGCACAAAGAUUCAGUAUGAACUGGUCCUGGAGCAAACUGACUUCUAUAUAAACACUGAUGUUAAAGUCAUCCCGGAUCCUGAGCCCCCACCUGUACCCCCAGCGGUGGAGACGUCCCCCAAUGGCGCACUGACCAUUUCCCAGCUCCGUAGGUUGCACCAGCAGUUCCUGCAAGUGGCUCCUGAUGGUUUAAUAUCAAUUAAGUUAUUUACUGACUUUCUGACUGAUCUCACGUCAAUGAAUGUUGGUGAUGAUGCUCUCCCGGAGUCAUGGAUGCGUCUUACACUGCCUGAGAUUCAGGAAAUAACAUCAGCGUUGUCUGAGAGUUCAGAUGUCGUGAACUGGCGCAAGUUCCUGUUAUCAGUAUCUGUACCCUGCUCGUACCCAUCGCUGCUCCAACUUCUCACAAUGCUGGAGAGAUUCCGGGAGGCAGAUCCCAGUGGGUGUGGCAGAGUCACUGAAGAGUGUUACAGCACGGUCGAGCUGUGGUUUAUGGGGAUAAUGGAGGAAAACGUUCCUGAAAACCCAACAGAGCCUCCACCAUUUAACAGAAUGGAGCAUCUUAUCAGGUUUUACUUUGAUAUGUUUGCUGACUAUGAUCUGCAGCCCCCGCAGCUGGACUAUAUAGACAUGUUGCUGUAUUUCGCUUCCCACCCGGAUCCCAUGGAUGGAUUCUACCGAGCGCUAAGCGUCACUACAGGGAAACCAAUCACAAAGCAGGCAUAUGACGGCACUCUUGUAAAGUCUCUUCCAACAAUGGAUCCACUUGAAGAGGGUCCAGAAGGAAUUACAGAGCAAGAGAAGGAUAUUGUCCGGAACACAGAACCAGUAGCUGUCACAUUGCAGGAGGUCCUGCGGGUGUUUCAGCACGGAGCUGGCGUGGAUGGGGAGAACCACAGGUUCCAGCCACAACAAAAAGAGACAACCAAUUAUCAGAAGAUCAUCGGACACAUAUUCAGUGAAAUGAGCCCAGACUGCAUGGCGCCCGUCUCCCUCGCUGCUCUCCUGAAACACCCGAUUUUUCACGACCUUGUUGAAAAUUGUCAUCUCUAUAAACUCUCAGAUAUCCAGGUCAUACUACAGAAAGCCAAAGUCAUGCACUCUGGGGAGGGGGACACCCUGACGUCCAGCUCCUCCGGCACAUAAGAUAGGCCGCUGAGAGAGAAUAAAUACAAGUCUCUGCUACUCUCUGCCUUCCCAGCUGCUGCUAUGUGCCAGAUUUCUCAUUGCCGUACUUGUGAAAUUAAACAUCUUACCCAAAAUGAAAUGGAAUUUUUGUUUUUUAGAUCUGUUUAAGCAUUAAAGAAGACCUUACAUGUU